CGGGUGGUGUGAGCGGUACACUCCUCCAAAUUCCUCUCUUUUUUUGAUGAACCACGGGGCUUUCUCGGAAGGGAGAGGAUCCGGAGGUUCAAAAAAUCCCCUUGGAAAGAAGGGGUGCGAGGACAGAGAAACGGCGACGGGCCCUUUCCAGCAUUUUCCAGCCCAUGGGAGAGUGUGAGGGAGAGGCAGAGCGAGCCGCUGCGGAGUGAAGCAGAGCGACGGCUGCAGCUGGAGCCGAAAAAGCCGGAGAGCUGUCACUAGGGAGAGGAGUGGAUGCAUUUACAUUUCCACCCAGAACGGUUACAAAAACGCAAGUAGCAAGCCUUUAUAAAUCCAACUAAAAACCUGAAGGAAGUUUAACAGAGUGGGCAAAAAGGAAAGAGCUUACGGCGAAAAGGGGGAGGACAUGUUGAGGAACUGAAGAUACAGUCAAGUAGAAAAAGAUAUGCUACAGUCCCCUCCCCGUCUGGAGUAUUUAAGCAUUCCAUAUGACUUACUAAGCUAUAUAAAAGCAAAAAAUAAAAACUAAGAAGCGGCAAUAAAGCCUCUAAAAAGUACUUUUGGUUGAAGAUUUGUUUCUGGGUGCUUUCGCUUCCAGCACUUAAAGAGACAGUACUAAGACUGUGUAAAUAAUCACAGUGAUAAAAAUAAGCGUGACGGCUAUAAAUUUAAAAAUGUCUAGAGGUCAAAGGAAAAACAGCAUUCCAGAUAAGGCGGAGAAAGCAGAAAUGGAUAAGAUAGACUUAAUGAUGGAAAUGAUGAAAACUUUACAAAAAGAUACAACUACAAGGUUUAAUGAGAUGGAAGAUAAGCUUAAUAGCCUCAACGCAGGCUGCAACAAGUUAAAUACGAAUUAUGACAAGAUUGUGAAUGAAUUAAGUGAUCUUAAAGAAGAAAUGAAACAUAUAAAAGAUAUUGAGGUAAAGGUAGAAAAAAUAGAACAGCAACAUAAAGAGAUGGAAGAAGAGUGGAAACAUGUUAAGGAGAAAUGGCAAGGAAAUGAAGAAACAUUUAGUAAAUUGAAAGACCAAAUUCUUAUGGCAGAAGUGCAAAGAAAGGAAAAAAUUUUGAGAUUUAGAGGUGUUGUAGAGGAAGAUAAAGAAAGUAAGGAAAAAUUAAGAACAUUGAUAAUUAACAAUGUGGCAAAAUAUUUAGAUACUGAAGAAGAUGUAAUAGAAGAUGACAUUGAGAAUGUUGUAAGGCUGAAUUACAGAGGAAAGGAGGAGAGAAAAUAUGAACGUGACAUUUUGGUGUUUUUCUCAAGGAAAAGAACAAGAGAUGAGAUACUGAUUAAAAACUCAAAGACUAAAAUGAUAAUUGAGAAAAAGGAGAUUGUAAUCCUGAAAGAAGUUCCUACAGAAAUACGGAGCAGAAGGAAAAAAUAUGAACAACUAGCUACCCACCUAAGGGAAACUCAUAUAAGAUUCAGAUGGGACUUAUUGGAGGGGUUAAUGAUAUUUUACCACUCAAAAAGAAUUAGGAUUUCAAAUCAACAACAAGCAGAAGAAUGCCUGAAGAAAAUCCAAAAGGACCAAAAAGAAAUAUUUAAGCAACAACCAUCAUUAAGCCGCUUGGUGGGCCAUUUUGUAGCCAAGAAUUCGAAAUUGUGAAAAGGUUCCAUCAAUUGAAGAUUGGUUGAGCGCUCUU
This is a messenger RNA of Sphaerodactylus townsendi, 1647 nucleotides long. RefSeq lists its product as uncharacterized. The record is from RefSeq and is a predicted model, not a curated record. The coding region runs from base 675 to 1610 and encodes 311 amino acids. NCBI's taxonomy places the organism in Eukaryota, Metazoa, Chordata, Lepidosauria, Squamata, Sphaerodactylidae. The transcript has 2 exons.